Molecule: messenger RNA, 3543 nt
Organism: Cladocopium goreaui
Lineage: Eukaryota; Dinophyceae; Suessiales; Symbiodiniaceae
Source: the annotation of a GenBank genome assembly
AUGGCAUCCGAUCUCUGUGAACUUUGUGCCAAGCCACUUCGAGGCGAACCACAAAAAGAGCUGGUUUGCGAACAUGUGUGCCAUGAAGCCUGCGACAAAGAGAUGCAAAACUUUGUGGGAACUGCAAAUCCGUGCCAGUGCAAACGUAGCAGCCAAGCCUGUUCUACAGAGGAUCUACUCCUACAUGAAUCUGGCAUUGCCUGUGUCAGGAGCGACCAUGUGCGCUCAGUGAGACUCCUGAAGGAACUCUUGCGAUCGAAGCCGUCUAAAAACACAGAAGCCCGGGCCUUUAUGGUCCUGGGGCAAGCCUAUGCCAGCGGGCGAGGUGUGAAGCAGGACAAGCUGAUGGCAAAAGAGUUCUGCGAUAAAGCGAGCGAAAGUCUGGAAGAGGCCAAGAGACAGGAGGAAAGUCAGCGACUUUCGAAGAGCCUGGAGCGACGAAGAUACUUCCUCUACGCGAAACACGGAUGCAGCCGCGGCAGCGAAUGCCCAUGGCCACACAAGGAGCCCUCACCGAGAAGGCGUGAAUCGGAAGCCCCGCAAGCUCAGGAUGAGAAGAAACCUUGGAGAUCCGGGAAACUCUGCAGAUAUUUUGAAAAGGGAUACUGUCGAGACGGCAGUCGUUGUCGCUUCUCACAUAGGGAGGAAGCGAAGGACGAGAGAACGGCGACUGGAGGAUCCACCCAUCGGGACCUGAAGCGGUCGGAGCUAUCAUCACCCAACAGGACGCCCAUCAAACGAAAAAGCCGAUCAGGUGCUGCUGGGUCUCCUCGGAUGCAAAGGAGACAUCGGGCUCAAGAUAGCCGCUCACCUACGAGGCGUCAUUCAGGCAGAGGUGGACGGGAUGUGCUUCCUUCUCCAAAGAGGAGACAUCGGGCUCAAGAUAGCCGCUCACCUACGAGGCGUCAUUCAAGCAGAGGUGGACGGGAUGUGCUUCCUUCUCCAAAGAGGAGACAUCGGGCUCAAGAUAGCCGCUCACCUACGAGGCGUCAUUCAGGCAGAGGUGGACGGGAUGUGCUUCCUUCUCCAAAGAGGAUCACCGGGCGACAUAGCCGCACACCUCCGAGGCAACCGGAUGGCCGUCCAAAGGAAGGUGAAUCGGAAGUGCCAUCCAGAAGGGCACCUGUGCGGCAAGAAAUCCGAUCGCCUGUGCCUCCGCAAAGGAGACAUCCUGGUGAAGGGGAUCCAAAAAAGAGUGCUUCAACCACUGUUGCGCGUUCUGAGCAGACUGGAGUAGCGGAUCAGAUAGCCCCAAAUGUGGCGUGUCCACGGGCUCAUAGCAGAUCCAGAACCAGGAGACGCGAUCGAGAUGCGGCUAAGAAGGUUGCCACGACGGCACGGCCCAAACGGCAGAGCGCUCCACCUCCAAGACCUGCGGACGGCACAGCAGUCUGGAGUGCAGGGCAAAAGGGAAAGGAAGCAGAGAGGAGGCCCACCAAAGAAGUGCAAGUCCCAAAGCCAGUUGAAGCCCCACGGCCCAAGCGUAAAGCCGAGGGCUUCGACAGCCCACGACCCAAGAGGAAGGCGGAAGGCUUCAGUGAAAGCGACUGCAGCGAGGAACCUGAGGCAGAGGCAGCGGCAGAAACUCCACCGGCGAAGGAAAAUGAGCUGAAAGAUGAAGCUCGUGCAGCUCAAAAGCCAUCAGCCAAAGAACCAGAUGAUGAUCAGGAAAAGAGGUGGAAUUCCUUCGUAGAAUUUGCCCAGGAGGUGGAGUUCCCGGCAUCAGCAGCAUCCACUCCAGCACCAGCUGCGGCGGCAGCGGCCCCAGCGGCCCCAGCGGCACCACCGGCCCCAGCGGCCCCAGCAGCAUCAGCAGCAUCAGCAGCAUCAGCAGCAUCAGCAGCAUCAGCUGCCCCGGCCCCAGGCGCGCCAGCCAUACCGGCCGAGGCGGGCACCGUGGAGUUUCCCAAGCCGGUGCCGAAGCGAAAACCGGGGCACAGCCUUGCGAAAACUCGAGAAACACUACGACCAACGGAAAAAACAGAGAACGAGACUGAGAUGCAGGCCCUGGACCCAGAUCUUGCUGCUCAGCCACCUAGAAAAGAAGCAGUCGCUAAGCCAAGACCAUCUGAGAAAGUCACAGAGGUGCCACUUGCUGAGAAGGUAAAGGAAGAGCCAAAGCCAAAACCAACAGAGAAAAUACGGGAGGCUGCAGAAGUCGCCAAAGACACUGCGACAAAGCCCAAGCCCAGCGGAAACGAGCUGUCCACGCAGGCCAAUGCGGCCCCUGCGCCUGACCCUAUGACGCUGGAGGUUUCAAGUGACGAGGAGGCCUCACCAAAGCCUGCGCGCGUACCCCGACGCCUGCCACGACCGAGCAAAGGGGUUGAAGGCUCCAAGGGCUCACAGGCUGUCCCCAUACAAAAGCAAGCUGUGCGCCGGACUGUUCGAUCGGUCGGCAAGGCUGCGCAGGAAACAAGACCUGUCGGAGGUGAAGACAAAGCCGCAGACACCGAGGAGACCAAGCCGAAGCGUAAGAGACGCCUCCCAGGACGCCUUCCAGGCCAAAAGAAGGAGGUGACAGUCCAUGAACCUGAGCCACAAACGCAAGAAAGCGAGAAUGAGGAACCAGCUGAUUCCAGAGCAGUACCCGUGCAGGUGCAAGCAGCCCCAGCGACCCCAGCGGUCCAACCUGUGCCACAUGCACCGGCACCACCGGCACCGGUACCAGCACCGGCACCACCGGCACCGCCGCCACUGGCACCGGUGCCGCCCACCCGGUCACCGGCGCCAGUGGCGCAAUCUGCGCCGUCGAAGCCAUCCGCGGCAUCCGCGGCAUCUGCACCAUCUGCACCAGUAGCACCCAGCCGGCCACCUGUGCAGCCACUGGUGCCAGCACCGGUGGAACCAUCGCCACCACCGGUAGCGCCAAAGCCGAGCAUGAGAGCACAAAAACCACAGCUUCCGAAGCCGUCACAGAAGCAGGUCCAGGAGGCUCCGGCUGUGCAAUCAUCAGUGCCGCGACCCACGAAGCAGCAGAAGCUUCUUCAAGUGCCGCCGCGGCCAAAGCCAACGCACAAACAGGAACAGCAAGAGGUUCAGAUGCAAAAAGGGGACCAAGAGGAUAAAGAAACCUCUCCUACCAAGAGCAAGCCUUUAGAUCAAGAGGAGGUGCCGCUCCAAACCACAGAUCCUCCGCCUACACCCAUCGAACUCAGCUCACAGGAAUCGCCUGCAGCACAAGCCCCUGCAAGCCCAGAAAUUAGCGAUGGGGUGGAGCCACCUUCCCAACCUGCAGAACAAACCCAAGAUCCACCGCCGCCGCCACCUGCUUUCACUGCCAAGGAGCAGGAAUUCUAUGACUGGCUUAAAAGCUUCGGAGGUGCCAAACCUGGUAUCAUGCUUAUGUACUUUGAUGCGUUGAAGGACCAGUUUGACUGCGACCUCGAGCAGCUAAAAAGCACCGUCAUCAUUGACAAGUUGGAAAAGGAUGGCAGCGUGGUGGACACCAUCGAGCCAAGCCUUUGGGCCAGCUGUGGCAUCACCAAACCGCUGCACAAAAUCAUGCUGGCCAAGGCCAUAAGAAGGUUGGCAGGGAAAUGA